AUGGAACGACAUUCCUCGACAGCAGUGCUCAACAUAAAUGGAUUUACUCAUGAACUCAAAAGCCUAGAAUACAGCCCCUCCCAGCAGGUACAGGGCGUGUUGGUUUCACCCCCAGAAACCAUACAGUGUAUUUGUGUACAGUAUGUUUGCAAGUUUAUCACUUCCCAAGCUUUGGUCAUUACUUGUGAACAUACAUGGCUGGUCUUUGCCUGUUUGAACCUCAUUCCAGAUCCCCCAUUCUCAACUCUUAAAAAUACCAGCAUGUCAAUGGCACCUUGUCAGCACACCAGCAGCUUUAGACUGAAGUUCAGGGCUCUCCAGCCUGGCCAGCGAAACCCACUCCUGCCUGGUUGGGCCUAG
This is a messenger RNA of Rangifer tarandus platyrhynchus (Svalbard reindeer), 360 nucleotides long. The record is from the annotation of a GenBank genome assembly. Lineage: Eukaryota; Metazoa; Chordata; Mammalia; Artiodactyla; Cervidae.